Messenger RNA from Hirsutella rhossiliensis, 552 nucleotides. Its product is annotated as CVNH domain-containing protein. The transcript is spliced from 2 exons. The record is from RefSeq and is a predicted model, not a curated record. Bases 1 to 552 code for a protein of 183 amino acids. NCBI's taxonomy places the organism in Eukaryota, Fungi, Ascomycota, Sordariomycetes, Hypocreales, Ophiocordycipitaceae.
AUGCCUCUUCCUGGUUGGGCCUUGCUCGCGGUUCUCGAUCUCGCCGCCGCCGCCGCCGCCCAGCUGAGGGUGCAAUGCAGCUUUGUCGGCUUCGCGGACGCCUCCGAGUCGCAUCCCAUGGCGUACACGGCCAAGUGUUCUCGCAGCUCGGGGGAUCCCGUCGAGGUAUGCUCGCAGCUAAACCUGGAGCAUUGCCUGUCCAACCACGACGGGGAGCUGCGGCCUCCAACUGAUGGCAACAAGUCGCCAGGCUUCAAGGGGACGUGUGCCAGCUGCCACGUCGACGGCGAGGGGUGGAAGCUGUACUGCCAGUGCAAGCGGCUGAACCUGUCGAUCAACUACACGUCUGUCGAACUAGGUAAGGCUUACUGGGUGCAGACGAGUUUGAUUGUGAGAGCUGACAAGAUCCGGCCGGACACGACCUAUACAGAGAACAUCAUCGUCGUCCAAGAUGGCCUGUUGACCUGCUCGGGCACGGUUGGCGAGGAGCUGUCGGAAUGCCCCGUGACGCGCCUCGGGCGCCCGACGGACCGAGCCCGGUUUGAGGCGUGA